AUGAAUCUUUCACUUCUCGACCCGUUUACUCUCGCGCAAGAUUAUCCCGAAUCUCUCUCCUCCGAGCUCCGAUCCGGCCACUCUACCUGCGUCCGUUUUAACCGCAAGGGAGAUCUGAUCGCAUCCGGCAGGCUCGACGGCACCGUCGUCCUCUUCGAUGUCGAAACAAACGGUCUAGCGCGCUAUCUUCGUGGUCACGUACGACAGAUUCAGUCACUCAGUUGGUCCCAGGAUGGGCGGUACCUUGCCAGUGCUUCACAAGACUUCAAGGUCAUCGUAUGGGACCUCUCAAAAAACGGAGAAGCUUCUGCAAGAACUGUGCGGUUCAAUGCGCCGGUAUACUGCGCAGAACUACAUCCUUUAAACCCUAACCUGUUUGUCUGCGCCCUUUUCGAAGACACCCCAUACCUUGUCGACAUUACCGACCCGAUCCCUAAAAAGUACCCCUUCUCGAGCGCACCUAAGCGGCCUACCAUACCUGGCGCUGAAGAAGGUGAAAUUGAUGAAAAGCGAGCAGCUGCAGAUGCAAAACACCUCACCACAGUAGCUGUAUUCACGGUGUCCGGGGAACACAUCAUCACUGGUACGAACAAAGGAUGGGCCAACAUUGUCUUCACAAGAACCAGGGAAACGAUCCACUCUACAAGAAUCACCAGCGGCUGUAUAACAUACAUCCGACUCACGACUUCGGGAAGAAACAUGGUCGUCAAUUCCAACGACAGAGUUCUACGAUCGAUCCAUAUCCCAGACACACUCAGAGAGGGGGUUAAUGGGAACGAAAUCAAGCUGGAGGUGGAGCAUAAAUUCCAAGAUGUAGUAAAUAGGCUACUAUGGAAUCAUUGUACCUUCUCUGGGAAUGGCGACUAUCUUACCGCUAGCACAUUCAAAAAUCAUGAUAUUUACAUAUGGGAACGGUCGAUGGGUUCUCUAGUCAAGAUCCUCGAAGGCCCUAAGGAGGAACUCGGUACCGUAGAGUGGCACCCUACGCGCCCUCUCGUCGCCGCUGCUGGCCUCGAGUCUGGCAAGAUCUUCAUCUGGGCCACUUCCAACCCUCAACGGUGGUCCGCACUUGCGCCUGAUUUCCGCGAACUCGAAGAAAACAUCGAGUACCAAGAGCGGGAAGAUGAAUUCGACAUACAUCCGAAGGAAGAUGUGACGAAGCGGAGAUUACAUCUGGAGAAUGAGGAUGUAGAUGUCAGAACUAUCGAGCCAGUUAGGGGAGAACUGGAGGAUAGUUGGACAAUGCCCGUUGUGUUAGACUUGGAGGAUACGGAAAGUGAGGAAGAAGUGACGGUGGCUGGGAGACGAAAGAGCCCAGCAGUAGAGAAGGAGAAGAGAGGAGGGAGGGCAAGGAAACGGAAGGUUGAUGGAUAG
Molecule: messenger RNA, 1374 nt
Organism: Morchella importuna
Lineage: Eukaryota; Fungi; Ascomycota; Pezizomycetes; Pezizales; Morchellaceae
Exons: 5
Coding region: 1-1374 (457 amino acids)
Cellular component (GO): Set1C/COMPASS complex
Molecular function (GO): protein binding
Source: RefSeq, a predicted model, not a curated record